UAAAAAAAAAUAAGAGAGAGCAGAAAAACGAGAAAGAGAAUGAGUUCAUAGAGCUCCGGUUUUUGCACAAAACCGAUGAGCAACAAAAUUAGAGUGGUUGUUUUAUCCUGGAGGCGACCGGCUGAUAGUAUGCCAUGCGCAAUGAAGGCAAUGCCGCGAACGUCUUAAAGAGAGCGACCUAGUCCGCGACUAAGCCAGAUCGGUAACCCUAUUUUUUCUGUUCGGUUUCUAACAAUAAAAACUUACAAUGAGAACCCCCAAAGGGUUGGUCCAGUGGUAAAGUUGGAGGAUAAACUUACAACGAAGGGUAUGACAUGUUUGAUGAGUUUUACUUCAUAGAUUAUUUUAUGAAACUGAUCAUGUUAGCAUUUACUGCAUCAGCCUCAACCUCAUGUACUUUUGUGGUUUGGUGCACUAAUUUUACUGACAGUCCUUUGGUUAGUAGUAUUUUUAUUAUUUUUAGUGAAGGUGAUAAUGUUAUUGAAGAAACAAAAGAAUCCAACAACUUCAUUAGUGGUGUAGGUGCAAGAGAAGCAAGAAAGAAUGGAGUAGGAUGGAAAGUAGGCAAAGAGAAUCAAUAGAAGGUUUGAAAAAAUACAGCUUCAACAUCUGCCAAACGAAUAUGGGUAAGAGACUGACUUCAUAUCCGUUCAAAUUAUGCUGACACCAUUGAGACCAAGAUCCAACAGCCAUUGGAUUUUGAUCUCAACAAUGUUAGCACGAUCUGGCACUAUUCAUAGUCAGUCUCAUAACCGUGCUCCUGCCAAACUCAACCAAAAGCAACAAAAGCCACUUAGAAAGACAGCAAAUGGAGGCAUCAAACGUGAAUACCUAGUUGUUAAUGAUCAAUGAGUUAAAUGAUUUAUGAGAAACUCGAAAAGCAAUAAUUGGUACCUUGUUCAUUACAAUCCGCUAGUAAUUCCAGUAAUAAAGAUUGGCAGGUUAUGAACUCCGUCUCUUUCCAUAUAUAUGAAUGGCAAAUGGUCAUGCUUGUGGUGGGUAGGGUUAAAUUCGUGCCCCGUCCCGCCUUAUAAUUUUUGACCCGCCUUACCCCACGUCCCAUGGCGGGUCGACGUUUUUUGCUCCAAUCAUUGCCCCGUACGGGCGGUUAAAAUCCGACCUGCCUCUACUCCUCUAAAAUGACGACCUUUAAAUCCAAAAUACCAACCAAAAUAGAUGAAUUUUUACAUGCAAGUGAUGGAAUAUGAAUUGACAUACCUAUCUAUCUACAUUCCAUACGAGCCAAUUGGCGUGCCACUUCAUUUCCUACUCUUCCUUAGAAUCUCCAAGUUAUCACCCCAAUUUGUUCUACAAGUUCCCUUAUUUCAUCACAUACCCCACCAAUAUCUAACCGCGAUGAUUCCUCUUGGUUCAAUUUAUAGAACAGUGUUUGGCAAUCGGUCUCCAUCAGUGCCGGUUUAAAGCCAUGGGUGUUCCUUAACUGGCAAUGCCCGUUGGAAAGCUUUUGCUUAUGCUAAUUCCUACCCCCAAUUAACGGACCGCCAUCUGGAAUCGUCCCAUCCGGUCUCUCCCCUCCCCCCUCCCUCGCGAAAGGAAAUUUGCAGCAUCAACAUUUGCAUUUGUAGAAGAAAAUAAUGGGGUCAGUAGGAAUUGAACUCAUGACCAAACACACAUUAAGUAGCAUAUUAGCUGAAUUGGAAGUUUGGUCACUAGAAUUACUAAAACAUUUCACGUUUGCCACUAAAAUUACUUUAUUCCAUUAUCAGUCACUAAAAUUCAACAAUUCAAGGUUGGUCACUCUCCUUUAGUCUCCGUUAACUUUUUCUGAUGUGGCAGUCAACUCUUAGAGCGGAUCGUUAAAUGAGUGAUGUGGCAAAUAAAAAUAAUAUUUUAUUAUUUCCUCCUCAUUAUAGGUAUAUAUUAAAAUAAAUACAACUUCUUCCCUUCAGCUUCCCGUCGGACACUCACCUCGACCGGACAACCAGGGGUGGGUAAACUCGUCCUCUGCCCGGCUACUUCCUCCAAGGGAAUCCAACACCUUUGAUUUCCCUCUUCACUGGGGGACGACCAUGAUACCUUGGUGCACCACAGUCCCGAUUCCCCCAAUUACCAAACAAAGUAAAACAAUUUUUAUCGAACUCAUCAUCAUCGCACUGAUUUCCCCGACCGGCAGCGGCUAUAGCCUCCUCGACAAUAGUUCGAUCUCUUCUUCUCCCUCAUUUUCAAACAAUAAAAGUCCAUAACUCCGUUAAAAUACCCAAUCAAAACGCGUCCCCCCUCGCCGUCAUUGGAAUCUUUUGCUCUAGCUCCCUCUAAGAAGAAGAAUAUUGAUUGGCCCUCGAAUUUUAUGAAACCCUCUAGCGCGCCUAGAACGAAGGGCUUUGCCCUCUUUCCCGAUUUUCUCCUAUCCCCAACGACCCAGAUCUGGCCUCCUCCACGAGCUUCCUGGUCAUGGCGGCGGCGACACGAUUGUGGUGCACGGUACGUAUGAGGGAGAAUGACUCGAAGAGGCGGGAUACGGAGUAGACGAUAACGGGAAUGGAGCGGCCGAGGGCGGCAAAGAAGAAGAUCGGGUCUAGGAGGGUGUGGCAGGAGCAAGCGAAUAAGAUCCCAGAGUAUUCCUGCGGUGGCGGAGGUUGGCCGAAGGUGGGGAAUACGAUGGCGUUUUCAGGUACACGAUUGCUUCUUCAUGGCUAUAUGACUCUUUCUCAAGAAUGCGCAGGGUCGGACAACGCUCUUCGUCCACUCAAUUAGGCCGAAGUUCUCCCAUCCACGUUGUCGUUCCUAAAAUCCCCAACCCAUAACCAUCUGUCAUCGUGACAUUGACCGGCGAAAGCCACGACCCUGUCUUAACUUGACCCUCAUCGCCGUCACCCCGGAUUCAAAUCCAAAUUGGACGAUGACUUCGGCUGGAGCAAAACUAGACGACAAUGAAGGGAAUCGGACUAUUCGUAGCGGUGGGAUGGGACAUUUAUUUUUCAAUGUUUAUAAUUAGAACUAUCAAUUUUAUGUUUUUUUUUAUUUUAAUAUAUAAUUAUAAUGAGAUGGAAAUCAUAAAAGAAUAAUUUAUAUUUUUUAAUUAUUUUUAUUUGUUACAUCACUCAUUUAACGGUUAACUCUAAGAGUUGACUACAUCAAAAAAGGUAACAUAGACUAACAGAGAGUGACCAAACUUGAACUGUUGAACUAAUUUUAGUGACCGAUAAUGGAAUAAAUUAAUUUUAGUGGCAAACAUGAAAUGUUUUAGUAAUUCUAGUGACCAAACUUGCAAUUUAGCCACCAAGAAAAUAUAUAAAAUUCCUAAAAUACCGAGGCCCCCGAUUGCAACACAUGCUAUUGGCCUACCUUGCUUAAGAGCCACAUACGUUUCCAGUUGAUAGGUGUAUACCUUUCACCUCUAUUUCCAUUCUUCUUUCGGAUUUUUCCGCAAAUACAACAAUAAUUAAAAAAUUCCUAAAAUACAACACUUAUAAAACUUUUCCCCAAAAUACUUAAGUUUGCAGUGGUUCGAGUCCAUUAAACUCGAACCAUUUGUGAGAUCGAGUUUGAGAACCUCGAUCCACUUUCUGAGGUAGUAUAUCAAGUCUGAUGGCCUCGAUCCACUCCUUGAGGUAGUGGAUCUAGUUUAUCAAACUCGAUCCACUGCGUUGAAAUUUCUAAUAUCCUUAAUUUUGUGCUCGGUUAUCCGAUCAGAGUGAAACUUUUUUUGAUUCCGCAUAACUUUGUGUGGACUACAACGUUUUUAAUAGAAAUAUUUUCAGAAUAUAUGCGUAAAUGUGAAAAGUAAAUCUAACCUUAUUCUCAAAACCUCUUAUAUCCAAAAAGAUUUCCUAUUUUGAAAUUUUCAUCCUAGUAAAAGUUGUAGGACUCAAAAUUUUAUGCAAAAUCAAGACAAAAUUUGUGAAUAUCGGAUUACGGAGCCAAAAGUUAUGACCGUCCAAAGUUUGGAAAAAAUUGAAAAAUUGGUCGUUUAGUGUAGCAAAUGACAUUUUUAUGAUUUUCUCAAACUUUAAACGAUCAUAACUUUGUGCUCCAUGAUCCGAUUUACUACAAAGAAAUUUUCAAAAUAGGAAAUCUUUUUGGAUAUAAUGCGUUUUGAGUAUAAGGAUAGCUUCACUUUUCACAUUUCCGCAUACAUUCAGUAAAUAUUUCUAUUUAAAAAGUUGUAGUCCUUGAAAAGUUACGCGGAAUAAAAAAAAUUUCACUCCGAUUGGAUAACCAAGCACAAUAUUAAGGCUAUGGAAACAAUCCCACUGCACACAUGUUCUUAAAAAAAAUUUCAAAAUACAUAUGUUAUAAAAAAAAUUCCCACAGUACAUAUGUUUGGCAUUCACCGUUUUUGACAAACGCAGUGAAGAUUAUCACCGCGUUUGACAAACACGGUGAAUAUUUCACCGUUAAAAAAAACGGUGACGUAUUCUGCCUCUUACUCUAAAACGGUGAUAUAUUCACCGCUUUUAACUAGAACGGUGAAGAUAUCACCGCUUUAGUGAAAAACGGUGAAUUCGUCACCUUUAAAGGUACAAAAAUAAUGAGGUUUGGGGACCAGAAUAGGGAACGAUCUUUCUAUAUUGUCUCAGGAAAUAAUUUUCUAAGUCAUAUCAGGGACAAGCAUAUUGUGUUGUCCCCUAGAAUAAAGGAUGCAAUUUUAU
Molecule: messenger RNA, 4613 nt
Organism: Linum trigynum
Lineage: Eukaryota; Viridiplantae; Streptophyta; Magnoliopsida; Malpighiales; Linaceae
Source: the annotation of a GenBank genome assembly